Didymodactylos carnosus is the source of this 2541-nucleotide messenger RNA. The record is from the annotation of a GenBank genome assembly. Lineage: Eukaryota; Metazoa; Rotifera; Eurotatoria; Philodinida; Philodinidae.
AUGAAAAGAAAUAGUGUUGGUUCUCGUUUGAAUAAUAAAAAUCAUGCAUCAUCUUCAUAUGGUGACGGAGCCAUGAACAUCCCUGAAUAUGAUCAAAACACGAAGGAAACAUUACCCAAUGUUUCUCACGAAUUAGUGAAAAUUAUUCGAAAAUUACUUCCACAAGAGACUCCGCUCAAUGAACAUGUUCGAAAUGUUGAUUAUACUGAAAAUACGUUUAAUAAAUUAUCCGGUACAUUGUAUUUAACAACAUUCCGUCUUGUAUUUGCUCCAGAUAACGCUGUUAUAACAAAUACAAAUAAUUUUUCUUAUGGAAACAAAUUUAUUGGAGAAUAUGAUAUACCAUUAACGUCAAUAUUUAAAAUUAAUGUUUCUCCUGUUGAUGCUCGUACUGGUUUUCGAUCAUUUUUGAACGAAGAUCAAAUCAAGUCUGAAACAAGAAGUUUUACAGUCAUAACAAGGUAUAUUGAUGCACUAAAAUCUCAUAGUAAAUUUCACGACAAAAAUAAAUUGUAUCCAUAUAUAGCACUGAACCAAAAUACAAUGAACAUGAAAAAAAAAUAUGAUGUUUCAAAUCUUGAACAUAAUUCUUCUCCAAAACGAUCAAAUUCCGCGGAAGAAUCAGAUUUUCAUUUAAGUGAAGAUGAACGUAUUAAGAGUUAUCUGACAUACUCAGAUUGGAAAGCUGAAUUACGCGAAGCAAAUGAAAAACAAUGGGUUGUUGAUAGUGAUAAAUUUGAUAAUCGAAGUAUUGCGACAGAAGUUGGACCAUUUGUUCGACUUGAUCGACGAGAUGGAACACGAAAUUUGAUUUGGCAUUGGACGCAUACUUCUACAUUAUCAGAGUACAAUUAUUCUAAACAAUGCAUGUUAGUUACUGUACCUGAUAUUGCACCAGAACCAGAAGGAAAAGAUCCUUACGAUUACACUAUUAAAAAUAUUUAUAUGAAUAAUAAUCAGACUCAGAAUCAAACUACUAGUUAUACAUUAAAAUCAUUUUUAUUACCGAAAAAAAAUAAUCAAAAAAACUUACGACCCAAUGUGAUAUCUCAAGAUCUUGGUGCAAAAAAAGUAGCAACACCAAAGUCACCUAUUUCAGGUUUACGUCGAAUAACAACCGAUUCUCGUUUAACUACAUUAAAUUAUUCAUCUCAUCAAUAUCAAGACUCAUCAUCCGAAAUUUCACAGGAAUUUCAACGCUACAAUUUAUCUAAAUUUCCAUGUAAUUUAAAACGUUUACAAGCAAGUUAUGAAAAAUUAUUAGAAAUAUCCUUGAUACCUGCUGAAGAUGAUGAUGAAAAAUGGUUAUCAAAGUUAAAUACAAGUAAAUGGUCAAAAUAUGUUUCAAAAACUUUGCAUGGUGCUUCAUUAUUAGCCAAAAUCUUAGAUCAAAAACAUAUUGAAUUAGCUGGUAGUGAUUGUGAUAGCAGUUGUUUAAUGUCAUCACUCAUACAAAUUUUACUACGUCCAAAAUGUCGUACAAUUAAAGGUUUUUGUGAAUUAAUUGUGAAAGAAUGGAUAAUACGUGGACAUCGUUUUUGUGAACGAUUUGGAUAUAGUUCAUAUGAUAAUUCAUCUCAUUCAUCACAAGAAUCACCAUUAUUUCUUUUAUUUCUCGAUUGUGUAUAUCAGUUAAUUGUUCAAAAUCCAUUUUUAUUUGAAUUUACAGAUGAUUUACUUAUUGAAUUGUAUCGUAGUGUUUGUUAUUGUUAUCAUCAUACAUUUGUAUUUAAUAAUGUUGGUGAACGACUUGAUGCAAUGAAAAAUUGUCCAAAUCAUUUAUUAUUAUUAUCAACAUUUGAUUUUUCAUUAUAUUUAUAUCCUGAUAUAUGUCGAUCACUUCGAAAUGAAUCAUCAAUAUUUUCAUCUUCUUUACUACCGUCAAAAUCAUCUGAUUUUAUUGUUCCAUCUACGACAUCUAUAGUCUAUUAUCCUCAAUCAACUUCUACAAAUUAUCAACCAAAUAGACAACAUAGAAAAUCAAUAUCUAGUACAAGUAAUAUUGAACAAACUGUUCCAGGAAAUAGUCGACGUGUUUAUUAUCUCGAAUCAUCACCAAUACAACAACCUUUAACAAAUACAUUUACUCUUGAAACAUCAUCGAUAAUAAAUGGUUCUACAUUAUCAUUAGCAUCUCAUACACGUAUACAAACAAAUAAUAAUUCCUCUGAAACAUCAUUAUUCGAUUUUGAAACUAUUGAAUCACCACAAAUAUUUUUAAAUGAUCUCAUUGUUGAUUGGCGUCUAUUUAAUAUUGUUUUCUGGACAAAAUGUUAUUGUCGUUAUGAAUUAUUACGUUUAAAAGAAUAUGAUGAACAUUUUAUUCAAGAUCAAUUAUUAGAUGAAUUUUAUUCAUUACAAGAACAAGUAAGACUAGAAAAAAUUAAACAUAAAAGAAUACAACAAUCAUCAAUAAUAAAUAAUAAUAAUAAUAAUAAUAUAUCCAGAAAAUUUAAUUCAGAAAAAAUUGUUCUUGAUACUUAUUAUCCAUUUGGUUAUGCAAAUUCAUGGCAUCCAAAUACACUUGAUACACGAGUUUAA